Molecule: messenger RNA, 609 nt
Organism: Penicillium chermesinum
Lineage: Eukaryota; Fungi; Ascomycota; Eurotiomycetes; Eurotiales; Aspergillaceae
Exons: 3
Molecular function (GO): zinc ion binding
Source: RefSeq, a predicted model, not a curated record
AUCCCACCGCCGCUCUACCAGCAGGGAAUUGGGCUUAUCUGCGCCUGUUCUUGCAUCCCGCUUGCAUCAUCUCAAAGGCCCGGCCCCGCGGCCGAUGACUCCCCCACCAUGUCGAAAGACAGUAUCCCAACAGGCGAGGUCAUCGGAAUCGUGAUUGGAGCCUUGGCGCUGUUUUCCGUUAUCAGCUUUGUCCCGAUACUACUCAUGUGUAUCCGUCGUCGCCAGGACGCAACGAGACGGGCCAGUGAGGUGGAGAAUCUCACCUCGUCAAUGGAGCAGGUGUCCGUGGAGCGGUGGUUAGAAGACCAGAACUCUCCACGCUCUCUAAACCAGUUUUCGCAAGAUAUUUGUUCGAUAUGCCUGUCGUCCCUAUCGUCGUCGCCUUACCUCCCCGCUCCUGAGCCGGCACAUCUACACCGAGCCCCAAACCAGUCCUCUUCCUCUCUACCCCCUUCAUCCACCGAUCCCAAAGAUCGAAACUGUACGAUCGUUCUCAGCAGAUGCCAUCAUGCAUUCCACCUCCCAUGCCUGACAUCCUGGUUUGAGUAUCGUCGAUACAACUGUCCGAUCUGCCAAGCCGUGUACUCUCCCGCCGAGACAGCGACAUAG